Messenger RNA from Antechinus flavipes (yellow-footed antechinus), 2766 nucleotides. Its product is annotated as prosaposin-like. The record is from RefSeq and is a predicted model, not a curated record. The transcript is spliced from 10 exons. Gene Ontology annotation, biological process: lipid metabolic process. Bases 405 to 1529 code for a protein of 374 amino acids. Lineage: Eukaryota; Metazoa; Chordata; Mammalia; Dasyuromorphia; Dasyuridae.
CCCGCCCUCCCAGGCUCAAACCUUCAAAUACGCUGUCCCGGGCGGCGGGGGCGCCGAGCUGCAGCCCGCUGCCCCCCCUUCCCUCCGCCCACGCGCGCGACCCCUCUGCCAUCUCUGACCCCGGCUGGGUGGGCAGCCUCGCAGAGGCUGCGGUGGCUCAGGGAGGCUUCCGGAGGUGUAGCCAGUCACCCCCGCUGCGGCCGGUGGGCACUGCCGGCUCCCUCUGGUGCGGAAAGGAGAGAAGAGCGAGACAGAGACGGAGAGACAGAGAAAAGGAGAGGGACAGAGAGGGAGAGAGACAGAGACACACAGAGAGAAAGACAGAGAGAGCCAGAGAGAGAAGAGAGACCGGGAGACACGACGUCCUGCAUCCCCGGAAGGAAGCACACUUGAUAUCCCCCGAGAUGAAUUUGCCCCUUGGAUACUGGAGGCUCUCGCUCCUUGCUCUCUGCCUCCCUUUCUUCCCAGCUUAUCCUACCCCUGUGCUAGCAAAGGAUUCUGAGGUCCAGUGUGAGAAUUUCAAGAUGGAAUCUGAGUGUGAGACCAGUGAACAUCCCCAAUCGAAUCUUUGGAGCAAGGCAACAGUGAAAUCUCUCGCCUGUGAAGCUUGUAUAAAUGUGAUGAGUGUAAUUGGCAACUUUAUGGAAAGUGAUUCAGAGGAACUCAAGGAUUUAUGUGGAUAUACUGGGGUCUGUGACACAGGGAAGGAAAUGCCAGUGACUGCCGGCAACGAGAUCCCUGAGCCAGAGGUGGUGGAGAAGAAUUUGGUUCAGAAGAAGAUUGGUCCUGCUUGUGAACUGUGUCAGUAUGUCAGCACAGAGAUUGACAAAUUGCUGAGUAACAACCCGAGUAUGCAUCAGAACCUGCGUCAAUCGCCCGGGUUGUCGGAGGAGGUGAUUAAUGCAGCAAAGGAGGCGUGCUCGGCGAUCCCCAGCUACGUGGUUGGGAGCUGCCGAGACCUGGUCAGCAGCCACGGGCUGAGUAUUGUGCACCUUCUCCUGGAGGAGACCGACCUCGACUCCGUGUGUAGCGCUCUUAACAUUUGUGAAGGGAAAGCACCAGCACAAGCAGUUAACGUGGCCACGUUUAAGAGCGAUGUCUUCUGUGAAGUGUGCAAAAUGGUCGACGGCUACUUAGACCAGAACCUGGACAAGAACAGCACGCAGGCCAUGAUUCUCUCUGCCUUUGAGAAGGCCUGCAGCAGGCUGCCAGGAGUUUACAAGCAGGAGUGUGAUGAGUUUGUGGAGAAGUACGAGCCCAUACUGAUAGAGGCCCUGCAUGACGAGAUGGAUCCUAAGUCUCUGUGUCCGAGAAUUGGAGCUUGCCCCCCAACUCCUCCUAAGCCCCUGUUGGGAACUGAGCAAUGUGCCGGGGCCCCAGCUACUGGUGUGAGAACACGGAGACGGCAGCUCAGUGCAACGCUGUUGAGCACUGCAAGAAGCACGUAUGGAAUUAGAAGACAUCCCUUCUCUCUUGGAAGCAUUACACUUUCUUUCUAUUUGUGUGUCUGGGGGAAUACACAGAUCUGAUUUUCCCCCUGUUUUUAAAUGAGCCCAUAUCUUCUUCUCCCUCCAUCCUAUCACUCUUGUUCCAUUUGUCCAUGGGUCUGAAAGGCACCAUAUUGGCCAUGUCAUCAUGCUUUUUCCUCCUCCGCUAGAUGAACGAUGGGCAAUGAAUGCAUCAUGGACUAGCGUCUGGGUGGGAUGGUGGAGAUGUAGGUUGGGGGGAAGGCGGGAGCCUUGGAAUAGGGCCCAGCCCACUGAUGGUCAGAUUGAGGCUUCAAACUUAGAAUCUCUUGGCUGUUUAGAACUGUCCUAGGCUUAGGCUAUUACGGGCCCCCUUAACUUAUUGGUUUGCCUUAUAUAUUAGGGGUAGAAGAAAGGCAUAAUUUGUCCUUAAGUGUAAGAAUUCUGAGUCCUUUUUGGUUUUUUAAACUGGUUUUGCCACAGUGUGGAGGAGUCCCAGUCUCCUCCCUGGGAGCUGCUGUUGCCUUAGAAAGGGGAGGGGAAGGGGUUUGAGGGAGUCCAGUUCUGAUUUCCUCGAAUACCCCCACUCUUGGGUUAUAGCUUUCUCCUGUUGUCUGUUUCUUUGUGCUACAUUUCUUGAGCCUUUGCUUUGAAGUGUAUUUAGGGAGUGGGACAGAGCUGUGACCGGGGCUGUAUUGCGUGAUGGGUAGCACUGGGGAUUGUACCUAUAGGACUUCUCUGAGUCCUCGACAUAUGUGGUGAAUAUAAUGGUGCCUGCUGAGCACAAAGAAUCUGUUUCUUCUAGCUCUGGGUGAAUGUUUUGCUGGUGUCUGUGCUUGCUUUCCAUAAAACUCUGGGUACAUCACACAGUUCCCAGGGCACUGCCGCAGCCCCUUCCUACCUUAAUUGUCAUCAUAGUAAUAAUAAUUAUUAUUUUUCCUGAGGCAAUUGGGGUUAAGAGACUUGCCCAGGGUCACAUAGCCAGGAAGUAUUUAAGUAUCUGAGGUCAAAUUUGAACUCAGGUCCUCCUGACUUCAGGGCUGGUGCGCUAUCCAGCUGCCCCCUAUCAUAAUUAUUUUUAAAGUUAAUGUGAGGGACAAAAUUCUGCAUUUUUGGCUUCUUUAUAGAAAAAUGGUUGUCAGUUGUAGAAGCAGAUGAACACAAAAGGAAUCUGGAUUUCAGUUUCUCCUCUCCCCUUGUGAUAGCACCCUCUGCUCUAUUAUGAAAGAGACUAAAUACUGAUGAUUUUUUUUUCGCCUUAAAUCUUUCUAUGAUUCACAAUAAAAGUUGAGAAAAAUGA